Messenger RNA from Anoplopoma fimbria (sablefish), 681 nucleotides. Its product is annotated as GTPase IMAP family member GIMD1-like. The record is from RefSeq and is a predicted model, not a curated record. Gene Ontology annotation, molecular function: GTP binding. NCBI's taxonomy places the organism in Eukaryota, Metazoa, Chordata, Actinopteri, Perciformes, Anoplopomatidae. The transcript has 3 exons. The coding region runs from base 1 to 681 and encodes 226 amino acids.
AUGAGUCGCCGCGGCAACGACCUCUUCAGAAUCCUCUUCAGCGACGGCGGUCAAGUCGAGCGGAAUGUGCUGACCCUGAACGUGCUGUUGCUAGGCGACAGGCAGAGUGGGAGGAGCUCCGUGGGGAACGCUCUGAUUGGCGGCGAGGAAUUCCAAACCGGGGCCUGCAUUUCUGGCGUCGCCGUGACGACGGAGCACCGGCUGCUCAGCCGAAACUACCGGAGGUUUUUCAGAAGACAGGGGGCGGAGUCAGACCUCACGCUGAGAGUGGUGGACACGCCCCCGUUGUUGCCCCGCCCACACAGUAUAGUGCACGAGCUCUGCCCCGAGGGCGUGCACGUGGUCGUGGUUGUUGCGAGAGCUGACCGGCCGAACGACAACACACACCUGGAGGAGCGCGUUCAGAAUCUCUUGGGUCCAGAAUGGCGGCGUCACGCUCUACUCGUUCUAACGCAUGCUGACCACCUGAAGGAGGCGGGGCUUCGGUCGUCAGACUACCUAACGCAGGCCAGCGAUUGGCUGAGGGUUCUGGCCGAGGAGGCGGGAGGAGGAGUCUCUUUGUUGGACAACAGCUGUGAUUGGCCGUCGAUCAGAGGACGGCCGCUGAGAGAACGACUGCUCCGCCUCUCGGCCAGAAACCAUCACAGGUCUCUGAGGGCGAGGACGGAGGUCUCUCUCUGA